CACUGCCUCUCCGUCUGCAAGUGCCGACAGAUCCAGGCAACAAUUUAAAAUAGUUGGACUCUUCUUUUUUGGCCAUUUAUAGCGCCUGCAAUCCAAUGUCAGUUUUCAGCCGCCAGUAGCGCGCAAAGUGAGGUCUCUACUCGAAAGUUCUGAAGACCGAACAAGUUCCGCGGAUGCACUUUUAAGUGAACUUUUUUCUUCCUCUCGACGCGACGAUUCCUUGCGCUUUCUGGAUCGUGGAAUGGCAGAGAAAAGGCGAUCGCCGUGCACGAUGAGUUUGAAAGCUCACGCGUUCUCGGUGGAAGCGCUCAUUGGAGCGGAAAAGAAAAGAAAGUUGGAAGAGGAUGGCGAAAACUGCCUCGAGGAAGUGACUGAAUUAUCGAAUCAAAGUGAGAGUCCGCGACACAAAGCGGACAGGACGUGUACCGCCGACCGAAGUUGCGACAUAGACUGUGCAAGUGAUGGGUCCCCAGAUUGCGAGGACGUGUUGUCAGACAGCCCGCGGCCCUCCUCGCAGUGCUCCGCUCCUGUCAUCGCGGCCCAGGCUGGGUCGGGGCCUGCGGAAGAGAUGCGCGUGGACCUCCAGGGCUCGGACUUGUGGAAACGAUUCCACGAGAUCGGAACGGAGAUGAUCAUCACAAAAGCUGGAAGGCGGAUGUUUCCAGCUAUGCGCGUGAAGAUCUCUGGUUUGGAUCCGCAUCAGCAGUAUUACAUCGCAAUGGACAUCAUCCCAGUGGACAACAAGCGUUACAGGUACGUGUAUCACAGUUCAAAGUGGAUGGUAGCCGGAAACGCGGACUCGCCCGUGCCUCCGAGAGUAUACAUCCAUCCGGACUCCCCGGCCUCCGGAGAGACGUGGAUGCGACAAGUCAUCAGCUUCGACAAAUUGAAACUCACCAACAACGAACUGGACGACCAAGGACAUAUAAUCCUGCAUUCAAUGCACAAGUAUCAGCCAAGGGUGCAUAUUAUCCGCAAGGAGUGUGGAGAGGAUCUCUCUCCGGCGAAGGCCGUCCCGGUCGGAGACGGAGUGAAGGCUUUCUCCUUUCCGGAAACCGUUUUUACUACAGUAACAGCAUACCAGAAUCAACAGAUCACAAGGUUGAAAAUAGACAGAAAUCCGUUUGCGAAAGGAUUUCGGGACUCUGGACGAAAUAGGAUGGGGCUGGAAGCUCUGGUGGAGUCCUACGCAUUCUGGAGACCGUCUCUAAGAACUCUGACAUUUGAAGACAUCCCUGGAAUGGCUAAGCAAGGCGCCCCGGGGUCUCACGGCCUCCUGCAGUCGGGUCCGGGCGGCAUGACGUCGGCGCACUCCCUGCUCUCCUCCUCGCCCUGCGCCUCCCCGGCCUUCCACCUGGGCCCCGCCGGGGGCCAGCUCUGCGGCCUGGGCCCCGCUGACUACUCGGCCUGCGGCCGGCCCGGCCUGGCCCUCAACCGCUACGGCAGCGCCCUGGCCGAGACCUACAGCCGCCUGGCCGGCCCCGGCGACGGCAGCGGCUUCCCCGCCCCGCGGACUGCCGUCUCCUAUGGCGGGAGCGUCGCCACGGCGACGGGGGGCGGCGGCGGCGGCGGGGGCGACGGCGGUGAGGCCUUCGGCUGCCCCCAGGCCGGCCUCCAGCUCCAGAUCCCCGGCAUGCCGGCCCCCCAGCUGCAGUACGUCCUGCCCGGCUCCCCCGGCAACGCCUUCGCGGUCAACCAGGGCCACCAGGGAACGUACAACGGCUUCCGGCUGCACAACCCCUACGGCCUGUACGGAUACAACUUCUCCACGUCCCCCCGGCUGGCCGCCAGCCCAGAGAAGAUCGUCUCCUCGCAGGGCGCUUUCCUGGGCUCCUCCCCCAGCGGCACCAUGACGGACAGGCAGAUGCUCUCCCCCGUGGACGGUCUGCACAUGCUCAGUGGCGGCGGACAGCAGAACCUCUUCGACUCGAGGACUUUGGGCCUGGGCAGCCUGGCCGCCACGACGACCUCGCAAGUCUCCGCCCACAUGGUGUGAGUCUCCGCCCCACGUGGCGAUAGUCUCCACCCACUUUGUGUGAACCUCCGCCCACUUUGUGUGAGUCUCCGCCCACUUUCACACGUGCUGUGAAUCUCCUGACGGUUUCCGCCGUGGUCGCGCUGGUACGUUUUGCUGCCUCAUGGUUAUUGUAGUUUUUUUUGGUUUUUUUUAAGGACUGCACCAGUACUUCAAGCAUUGACUUAUUGAGGUUGGCAGAAAAAAAUAUUCAAGACUGGAAAAGGGCUGCUUCAUAUGUUUGGAAAUGGACUGAUUUCAAGUGGGGACAGUGUGCCAAGCGGUAUGUGAGAAAGGGAGGGAGGGGGGUAGAGAGGGCAAGAAAUAAAGACAGUGAAACAGAUAGAGGGAGAGAGAGAAAC
Messenger RNA from Anguilla anguilla (European eel), 2376 nucleotides. It is a transcript of the gene tbx18, whose product is annotated as T-box transcription factor 18. The record is from RefSeq and is a predicted model, not a curated record. NCBI's taxonomy places the organism in Eukaryota, Metazoa, Chordata, Actinopteri, Anguilliformes, Anguillidae. Gene Ontology annotation, biological process: regulation of transcription by RNA polymerase II; morphogenesis of embryonic epithelium; cell fate specification. The coding region runs from base 242 to 1996 and encodes 584 amino acids. Gene Ontology annotation, molecular function: RNA polymerase II cis-regulatory region sequence-specific DNA binding; DNA-binding transcription factor activity, RNA polymerase II-specific. The transcript has 8 exons. Gene Ontology annotation, cellular component: nucleus.